AUGGCAAUAGAUCAACUCAUUGAAAAUGUUUCUGCUUAUCGGAGACGACCUAUUUUUAUGCAUGCUUUUAUAGCUUUAACUGCACUUUUCUGUUAUUGGUUUGUUGAAGUUGAUUCUUUUUUAAAUUGUGUAAAAGUAAAUAAUCUUGUAAAUGAUGCACAAUUAGUUAAAGUUAAACCGACGCCAAAUAAUGGAUGGACUGAAUUUGUCCCUCUUAUUAGAACUAAGCUUCCCAAUGGCCAUUUACGUUUAUCUUUUUGUUUUCAAAAAAUUCAUUAUAAAUAUAAUGAAGAUUUGGGAGAAUUUAAAGCAAUUACAUUCAAUACAAAUUUGCCUUUUCGAAUAUUUCAAGAUUGGAAAGGAAUUGAAAAUGAGGAUAAAGUUAAGGAAAUAGAGCUUGAAUAUGGGAAUAAUAAAGUUGAAAUGGAAGUCCCCAAAUUUGCUGAAUUAUUUACUGAGAGAGCAACUGCGCCUUUUUUUAUUUUUCAAGUAUUUUGUGUUGGAUUGUGGUGUUUAGAGGAUAUGUGGUAUUAUUCUCUUUUAACUCUUUUCAUGUUGGUCACAAUUGUUAAACAACAAAUGCGUAAUAUGUCAGAAAUCAGAAAUAUGGGUUCACAGCCUUAUUUGGUUAAUGUUUAUCGUGGGAAGAGAUGGAAUAAAUUGUUUUCAGAUCAAUUAAUUUGUGGUGAUAUAAUUUCAAUUACUUCAACGAAGGCGGGGGAAGAAAAAUCAAUUCCUUGUGAUCUUUUAUUUCUUGAAAAUGUUCGUGUUUAUGCUAGAAUGUCACCUAAACAAAAAGAAAAGGCGAAUCGUUUGGAUCAAAUGAUGCGUGAAAUGGAACAAGAAGAACAAGCUAAAGUACGAUUAGGUGAUGCUUCUUAUGCCGCUCCGUUUACAUCAAAAUCAACUUCUAUUCAGUCAAUUUGCAAUAUAAUUAAACAAGGAAGAUGUACUUUGGUCACAACAAUGCAAAUGUUUAAAAUUCUUGCACUUAAUGCUCUAGUUCUUGCAUAUAGUCAAAGUGUACUUUAUUUGGAUGGAGUUAAAUUUUCUGAUACUCAGAGUGGGCAAUUUACUGAGGAUAUGAUUCCAACUGUUGGUUUCAAUAUGCGGAAAAUAACGAAAGGGAAUGUUACUAUAAAGCUUUGGGAUAUUGGAGGUCAACCACGUUUUCGGUCAAUGUGGGAACGUUAUUGCCGUGGUGUAAAUGCUAUUGUUUUUAUGUAUUGAGAGGUCAUGCAAUUUGUGAUGAAGCAAUGUUAACGGGAGAGUCUAUUCCUCAAAUGAAGGAAUCAAUUGAAGAAUUGGA
Molecule: messenger RNA, 1309 nt
Organism: Meloidogyne enterolobii
Lineage: Eukaryota; Metazoa; Nematoda; Chromadorea; Rhabditida; Meloidogynidae
Source: the annotation of a GenBank genome assembly